AAAUUCGUCAAUACAAUGCAUCGUUAUAUAGAUGAAUGCUUUCAACGGAACAACUGGUUGUUUCUGGGGAAACAGGAGUACAACACAGACAGAGUAAGGAUGAAGAUGCCCAGGUUCUCGAUUGCGAUAUUGAUUUUGCUAUAUUUGGUGGCGCAAGGCACCGCAAUCGAGAAACCCCAAUACGAAAUUGUACACACUGAAUCAGAUUUCGAGGUCAGAUUAUACACUCAAUCCACAUGGAUGGCUGCCCCAGUCACUGAAAUCUCUUUCCAAAAGGCAACCUUGGAUGGUUAUCACAGGUUGUUCCAGUACACUCAAGGUGCCAAUCUCAAUUGGACUAGGAUUCCAAUGACAGUUCCUGUUGUAACUAGCAUAGUUCCAGGAGCUGGGCCGUUUCAGUCAUCAGCCUACUCUGUUCUAUUUUACUUGCCUGUUGAAUUCCAAGAUGACCCACCAGUCCCUAUUCCUGAACUGCACCUGACACCUUAUGGUUGGAGCAGUCAUUGUGUUGCUGUGAGGGAAUUCUCGGGGUAUGCAAAUGAUGAUAACAUUGUCUCAGAAGCUGAAGCACUUGCUGUCAGCUUGAGUAGGUCUACAUGGACCAACACAACUGCUGCAGAAAGUAAAUUUUCAUACUCCAUUGCUCAGUAUGAUUCUCCAUUCCAUUUCAUAGGGCGUGUCAAUGAAGUAUGGGCAGAUGUGAAUGCAACUGGGGGUUGCGAAUACAGUAACAUAGCAACUUACUGAAGCCAUUGUUAAAUCCCUGGGUAUGCCAGUUUGACUGAUGUAUUUGUGUGCUUGACGAAGCCAGUUAAAGAUCUAUAUUUGCAGUUAAUUAAGUUCCCUGUCUGUAUGUAUAUAUUGAAGUCUACUUCUAUGUAAGACCUGAAACAUAUUGUCCCAUGUAUUUCAGUUCAGCUUGUGUAUCUAUAAUGGACUUUAGCCUUGGAGUUGGAA
Molecule: messenger RNA, 957 nt
Organism: Manihot esculenta (cassava)
Lineage: Eukaryota; Viridiplantae; Streptophyta; Magnoliopsida; Malpighiales; Euphorbiaceae
Product: heme-binding protein 2
Exons: 2
Coding region: 16-747 (243 amino acids)
Source: RefSeq, a predicted model, not a curated record